Molecule: messenger RNA, 1724 nt
Organism: Coccomyxa subellipsoidea C-169
Lineage: Eukaryota; Viridiplantae; Chlorophyta; Trebouxiophyceae; Coccomyxaceae
Product: Clavaminate synthase-like protein
Exons: 5
Coding region: 151-1374 (407 amino acids)
Source: RefSeq, a predicted model, not a curated record
GGCACUCCAUCGGUGUUGUUGUAAGACCUCGAGAUAUGACUUUGCUUGAACAAGUGACGUUCUUGCAACUUUGAUUUGCAUGCCGGUUAGCUUCAAGUGCCAUCCCAUCACUCUUUCAGUGCCAGCAGCAAAGUAAGCAUUUUAGGAGACAUGGGGACGCUGUGCAGUCCGAGCCCGUUGCAAUCAAUUCCACUGAGCAUACAGCGAGAUGACUUGUCAUGCAAGCCUGAUGCACUUCAACAAAGGCAGGGGAUAGCAAGCACAGCAGGGCGCGCAGAUGCCUCCACAGGGUCAGCUGCAGCUGUAAGUGCCCAGGUGUUGCCUACAUUCGACCUGUCGGAGUUCUUGGAAGCAGAUGCAGGCAGCAGGGAAGCUCUGCAACGCUUCUGUCGGGACAUGGCCGACUGCUUAGCACAGACGGGUUGCCUCAUAGUCCGGGACCCCAGAGUUGGCACAGCAGAGGCUGACUGCUUUCUUGACAUGAUGGAGCGGUAUUUCGGCCAGCCCGCAGACAUCAAGAUGCCCGACGUGCACCCAGAGCUGCACUAUCAGGUGGGCGCGACACCUGAGGGAGUUGAGGUGCCGCGGUGUGUGGUGGACCCGGCCUGUCUGGAGACAAUAGAGCAGCAGCUGCCGGGCCACAAGGCCACUGUGCCCACUGGUGCAGACCCCAAGUGGCGCUUCUUCUGGCGCCUGGGGCCUCGACCCGCCCAGACAAAGUUUGCUGAGCUCAAUGCGGAGCCUGUCAUCCCGCAAGGCUUCCCGGAGUGGAGGGAAGUGAUGGAUGACUGGGGCACAAAGAUGCUGGCGACAGUGAGCACGGUGGCAGAGGUGGUGGCCUGUGGGCUGGGACUGCCAGCAGAUGCAUUCACUUCCAGGAUGCACAUGGGUCCGCACCUGCUCGCACCCACAGGCACUGAUUUGGGGACGUAUGGCGCACUCGGCAGCUGCUAUGCUGGGUACCACUACGACCUCAACUUCCUGACCAUCCACGGCAAGUCCCGCUUCCCUGGGCUGGCAGUGUGGCUGCAGGACGGCCGGCGCAUGCCUGUGAGCAUCCCCAGCGGCUGUCUGCUCAUCCAGGCGGGCAAGCAGAUUGAGUGGCUCACCAAUGGCCACGUGCGCGCCGGCAUGCACGAGGUGGUAUGCACAGAGGCCACUCGAGUAGCUGUGGAGAGGAUGGCGGCCGAGGGCAGGCAGCUCUGGCGCGUGUCUUCGACUGUCUUUGCACACAUGGCAUCUGAUGUGCUGCUGGAGCCGUUGGGCCGGUUCGCGCAGCAUGCAGGCGAGAACAAGUAUAAGCCCAUCCUUGCUGGUGACUUUGUGCAAGAAGAGCUCGAGGCGAUCAGGCUUAAAGGCACUGCGCCAUGUUGAAUAAACCACCCUGCAUCCUUUGAACAGGAGUGAAUUGGCACAAUGGUCCUUGUAUUGGUUUUUACUUUUCGAGUGUCCACUGGUGGCAAAUGUGCCACCGUGUCUGGCUUGUGAGGUGAUCUGUGGCUUCACAUGUCAUUGGCUGCAGUACACUUGGACGAAGAUCAAGCCUUGGAUGUGAGCUCACUUGAUCAAGCCUUGGAUGUGAAGUCGGAUUGUCAAAGACCGAGAGUUUUGUGUCAUUCUGAAGGGGUUCAAAAUGCGGUCAAGCUAUGAUCCCAGAUUGACAAUAUGGUAAUCUGACAAAGAAGGGGAGACAGAAAGAGAGUGUAAAGACAUCGUUGCCAACC